Messenger RNA from Indicator indicator, 945 nucleotides. It is a transcript of the gene PYCR1, whose product is annotated as pyrroline-5-carboxylate reductase 1. Gene Ontology annotation, molecular function: pyrroline-5-carboxylate reductase activity. Gene Ontology annotation, biological process: L-proline biosynthetic process. The coding region runs from base 1 to 945 and encodes 314 amino acids. The record is from RefSeq and is a predicted model, not a curated record. The transcript is spliced from 7 exons. Lineage: Eukaryota; Metazoa; Chordata; Aves; Piciformes; Indicatoridae.
AUGAGCGUGGGGUUUAUCGGCGCCGGGCAGCUCGCCUUUGCCCUGGCCAGGGGCUUCACGGCGGCAGGGAUCUUGGCCGCGCACAAGAUCACGGCGAGCUCCCCGGACACCGACCUGCCCACCGUGAGUGGCCUGCGGAAAAUGGGCGUGAACUUCACGGUGAGCAACAAGGACACGGUGAAGAGCAGCGAUGUCCUCUUCCUGGCCGUGAAGCCCCCCAUCAUCCCCUUCAUUCUGGAGGAGGUGGGCCCCGACAUUGAGCCGCGCCACAUCGUGGUGUCCUGCGCAGCCGGCGUUACAAUCAGUUCCAUCGAGAAGAAACUCUCUACCUUCUGCCCCACACCAAAAGUGAUCAGGUGCAUGACCAACACUCCUGUGAUUGUCCGGGAAGGUGCUACUGUCUAUGCCACUGGGACUCAUGCGGACGUGGAGGAUGGGAAGCUCUUGGAACAACUGAUGGCCAGCGUAGGCUUCUGCACUGAGGUGGAAGAGGACCUGAUAGAUGCUGUAACAGGGCUCAGUGGCAGUGGCCCUGCGUAUGCAUUCACUGCACUGGAUGCUCUGGCAGAUGGGGGAGUGAAAAUGGGACUUCCCCGAAGGCUGGCUGUCCGACUUGGAGCACAGGCUUUGCUGGGUGCUGCCAAAAUGCUGUUAGAGUCUGAGCAGCAUCCUGGUCAGCUGAAGGACAAUGUCUGCUCACCUGGAGGAGCCACCAUCCAUGCCCUGCACUUCCUGGAGAGUGGUGGUUUUCGCUCACUCCUAAUCAAUGCUGUGGAGGCUUCCUGCAUUCGGACAAGGGAGCUGCAGCAUGUGGCAGAUCAGGAGAAGAUCUCCCCAGCAGCCAUCAAGAAGACUUUAUUGGAUAAAGUGAAGAUGGAGUCUCCUUCUCUGUCCAGCAAAGUCAGCCUGUUCAACAAUAAGAGCCCAAGCAGCAAGAAGAAUUGA